AUGGUUAAGGAAACCAAGCUCUACGAGACCCUGGGCGUCGCUCCUACAGCUACCGAGCAGGAGUUGAAGAAGGCCUACAAGACCGGUGCCCUAAAGUACCACCCCGACAAGAACGCCCACAACCCCUCUGCCGAGGAGAAGUUCAAGGAGAUCUCCCACGCCUACGAAAUCCUCUCAGAUUCCCAGAAGCGACAGAUUUACGACCAAUAUGGCGAGGCUGGCCUUGAGGGCGGUGCCGGCGGCGGCGGUGGCAUGGCCGCCGAGGACCUCUUCGCUCAGUUCUUCGGUGGUGGUGGCGGCGGCUUCGGCGGCGGCCUUGGCGGCAUGUUCGGUGGCAUGAACCAGCGCGGUCCCCCCAAGGCCCGAACCAUUCACCACACUCACAAGGUCUCACUUGAAGACGUCUACCGUGGCAAGAUCUCUAAGCUGGCUUUGCAACGGUCUAUCAUCUGCCCCAAGUGCGAGGGUCUCGGUGGUAAGGAAGGUGCAGUUAAGAAGUGCCCUGGCUGUGACGGCCAUGGUAUGAAAACCAUGAUGCGCCAGAUGGGCCCCAUGAUCCAGCGAUUCCAGACCGUCUGCCCUGACUGCAACGGCGAGGGUGAGAUCAUCAAGGAGAAGGACCGCUGCAAGCAGUGCAACGGCAAGAAGACCAUCGUCGACCGCAAGGUCCUCCACGUCCACGUCGACAAGGGUGUCCGCAGCGGCACCAAGGUUGAGUUCCGUGGUGAGGGUGACCAAGCGCCUGGAGUCCAGGCUGGUGAUGUAGUCUUCGAGAUUGAGCAGAAGCCCCAUCCUCGCUUCACCCGCAAGGAGGACGACCUUCUCUACAACUGCGACAUCGAGCUGGUCACUGCUCUGGCUGGUGGCACCAUCUUCAUCGAGCACCUCGACGAGCGAUGGCUCAGCAUCGACAUUCUCCCUGGCGAGGCCAUUGCUCAAGAUUCCGUCAAGAUGGUCCGUGGCCAGGGUAUGCCUGCCCCCCGACACCACGACCACGGAAACCUGUACAUCCAGUUCAACGUCAAGUUCCCCGAAAAGAACUGGACCACCGAUGAGGCCGCCUUUGAGUCUCUCCGAAAGAUUCUUCCCGCUCACCUGCAGAACAUCCCCCCGGCCGAGGCCAUGACUGAGCCCGCCGACCUGGAGGACAUGGACGGCCAGACCUCCAACAAGGUCUUUGGCCACCCUGAUGGCAUGAUGGACGACGACGACGAGGAUGGUCACCCCGGUGGCGAGCGCGUGCAGUGCGCUUCGCAGUAA
Ilyonectria robusta is the source of this 1260-nucleotide messenger RNA. RefSeq names its product DnaJ domain-containing protein. Gene Ontology annotation, cellular component: cytosol; nucleus; cytoplasm. Gene Ontology annotation, biological process: protein refolding; response to heat. The record is from RefSeq and is a predicted model, not a curated record. Gene Ontology annotation, molecular function: Hsp70 protein binding; ATP binding. NCBI's taxonomy places the organism in Eukaryota, Fungi, Ascomycota, Sordariomycetes, Hypocreales, Nectriaceae. The transcript is spliced from 4 exons. The coding region runs from base 1 to 1260 and encodes 419 amino acids.